Messenger RNA from Rotaria socialis, 1173 nucleotides. Lineage: Eukaryota; Metazoa; Rotifera; Eurotatoria; Philodinida; Philodinidae. The record is from the annotation of a GenBank genome assembly.
AUGCUCCGUUUUAUCGCUGUUGCCACAAUUUUAGUGCCUUUAAUAGCAGUUCUAUUCGGUAUUAUAGAGAAUGCUCAAUAUGUAAGUCUACCUAAAUCGAAAUAUCUUGGUCCAAUCCAAGAUCGUCUUCCAUCGAAAAGCGAUGAGUUUGGUCGUUAUACGAAACCGCUAGCACUCAUCGAUUAUUCAUGGACCUCUUCAUCAAAAUUAUUCGAUUUUAUUGCAUUUAAACAUUGGGAUUUCAAGUCAGUUUCAACAUCAAAUUACUUUAUUGUCGCUGCUAUCGCAAAUUUUAAUUAUGUUGCCAAUGCAUUUGUCUAUAUUAUUGAUCGAACCAGUCAAGAAAAAACAAUUUAUCAAUAUGAAAGUAGAUCUAUUUUAGCACAAGCUAUUAAAGAGCAAGCCAAGUCAUCUAUUGAUGGAUGUACACAUUAUUAUCAAUCGUCAUCAGAAUAUAUUCGUCUAUGUUAUAAUACAAAAGACAAAGUCUAUGAAAUCGAUAUAAAUGUACCAAUGAAUAAUGGUCAUCAAGUAUCAUUAGAUUCAAAAAUAGAAUAUUCAAAUGAAAAACAUCAAUCCAUGGUUUUAGUCUAUCCAGUUGAACAAACUCGUCCAGCAUAUACACAUAAAAUAGCUGGUUUAUCUGCUCGAGGAAACAUAAAAAUAGAUAAUAAUAAAGAAGAAGAAUUUCUGGACGGUGUUGGUAGUAUUGAUUGGACUUCAGGUUAUCCAGAAAGAUUAUGUCGAUGGAAAUGGGUUUCUCUUUCGACAACAGGAACAAAUUCAUCUAAUGAGGAAUCUGUUACAAUUGGUAUAAAUCUUUCUGAUUUAGUUUACAAUGAUCAGAAUGGUGUUUCAAUGGAAAGUGCUGUUUGGAUGAACGGACAAGUAUAUACAGUCAAUAAAAUGAUCUAUGAAUUACCUGAAGAAAAACAUCAAACGAAACAACCAUGGAAAAUCUAUUCUUCAGAAGAUACUAGUUCCGAAAGUCCUAAGAUUCGUCUUAAUUUUCAACCAUGGGGUAGUCAAGAAGAGCAUAUCAAUGUGUUUCUUGUAACUGGAGAUUUCGUUCAAGUUUUUGGUAUUUACAGUGGAACCAUAGAGUUAUUUGGUCAAACGUAUAUAAUUGAAAAUGGUUUUGGUGUUGCAGAAAAUCAUCGUGCUAAAUGGUGA